Molecule: messenger RNA, 4423 nt
Organism: Hypanus sabinus (Atlantic stingray)
Lineage: Eukaryota; Metazoa; Chordata; Chondrichthyes; Myliobatiformes; Dasyatidae
Gene: pcid2
Product: PCI domain containing 2
Exons: 10
Coding region: 3229-4149 (306 amino acids)
Biological process (GO): post-transcriptional tethering of RNA polymerase II gene DNA at nuclear periphery; transcription elongation by RNA polymerase II; poly(A)+ mRNA export from nucleus
Cellular component (GO): transcription export complex 2
Molecular function (GO): double-stranded DNA binding; RNA binding
Source: RefSeq, a predicted model, not a curated record
AAAUGAUCUAGUGCAUUUGGAAUCUUUGAAAUUGAUUCUGAAUUAGUGUAAUUAGACAUAAAGACAAUGUUUCCAAUAUUUUCAAUUGGAGAAUAAAACUAGCAAUGGAACUGAGCCUUUGGACAGUGCAGUGGUGCAGCUUGUAGAAGCAGUGCAUCACAGAGCCGGAGACUAGUUUCUAUCCUAGCCUUGAGUGCUGUCUGCUUAGAGUUUGCAUGUUCUGCUUGUAAGUGCAUGGGCUUUUUCUGGGUGCUUCAGUCUCCUCACUCAUCCAAAUACUGGUAGGCGAAUUGGCAUGUAAAUUGUAUGUAGGAUAUAGGUUGGUGAUAGAAACGGGGGAUGUAGUUGAAGCAAAUGAGUAUUUGAAAGCAGGAUUGAUACCAGGUUUAGAAUAAAUGGGAGUUGAUGGGUUAUGGGCAUAUUUCCAUGCUAUAAAUUGAGGAUCUGCAGCCAAGAUGGCUGUAUCAGAGGGAAAUGAAAGAGUUUUCUAUUCUGUAUUUAAAACAUAGACAAUAUAUCCAAUAUCUGCAGUAGGAGAAUGGAAUUAGCAAUGAAACUCAACAUUUAGACAGUGCAGUGGUGCAGCUAGUAGAACCACUGCCUCACAGAGACAGAGACCUAGUUCCGACUGCAAGGGUGGCAAAAACAAACAUUAUGGGAAUCAUACAUAGGUCUCCAAAUAGUAGCCAAGAUCUGAGGCUGAGAUUACAAAGGGAGAUGGAAAAGGCAUGUAAUAAGGGUAAUUGUACAAUUGUAAUGGGGGAUUUCAAUAUACAAGGGGGUUGGGAAAAUCAGGUUGGUGCUGGAUUGCAAGAGUGGGAAUUUGUUGAAAGCCUACGAGAUGGCAUUUUAGAGCAGCUUGUGCUUGAGCCUACUUUGAGAAAGGCUAUCUUAGAUUGGGUUUUGUAUAGUAACCCAGAUCUUAUUAGAGAGUUUAAUGCAAAGGAACCCUUAGGAGGCAGUGAUCAUAAUAUGAUUAAAUUCAAACUGCAAUUUGAGAGGGAGAGGCAUAAGUCACAUGUAUCAGUAUCACAAUGGAAUAAAAGGAAUUACAGAGGCAUGAGAGAGGAGCUUGCUCAGGUGGAUUGGAGGAAGGUACUGGCGGGGAUGACAGCAGAGCAGAGAUGACUGAUGUUUCUGGGAAUAGCUCACAAGGCGUAGGAUAGAUAUGUCCCACAGACGUUGUUCUCGUAUGGCAGGGGUAGGCAACCAUGGCUGACAGGGGAAGUUAAGAGCAGCACAAAAGCCAAGGAAAGGGCAUAUAAAGUAGCAAAAAUGAUUGGGAAGCUUUUAAAACCCAACAAAUGGCAAUUAAAAAGCUACAAGAAGGGAAAAGAUGAAAUAUAAGGACAAAUUAGCUAAUAAUAUAAAGCAGGAUACUAAAAGUUUUUUUUUCCUGUUAUAAAGAAUAAAAGGCAGGUGAAAGUUGGUAUUGGACCACUGGAAAAUGAUGCUGGUGAGGUAGUAAUUGGGUACAAAGAAAUGACAGAUGAAUCUAAUGGGCACUUUGCAUCUGUCUUCACUGUGGAACGCACUAGUAGUGUGCCAGAAGUCUGUGAGUGUCAGGGAGCAGAAGUGAGUGCCAUUGCUAUCACAAAGGCAAAGGUGGCAGGCAGACUGAAAGGUCUUAGGUGGAUAAGUCACCUGGAGCAGAUGGACUACAUCACAGAAUACUGAGAGAGGUUGCUGAAGAGAUAACGGAUGCCUUGGUCAUGAUCUUUCUAGAGUCACUGGAUUCUGGCAUGGUCUCAGAGGACUGGAGGAUUGCAAAUGUCACUCCAUUCUUUAAGAAGGAGGAAGGCAAAAGAAAGGGAGUUGUAGGCCAGUUAGCCUAACCUCUGCGGCAGGGAAAGUGUUGGAGUCUAAUAUUAAGGAUGAGGUUUUGAGGUACUUGGAGACUAAUGAUAAAAUAAGUCAAAGUCAGCAUGGUUUCUGUAAAGGGAUAUCUUGCCUAAUAAAUCUGUUAGAGUUAUUUGAGGAAGUAACAAGCAGGGUGGACAAAGGUGGAUGUCAUUCACUUAGAUUUUCAUGAGCACUUGAGGCUGCUUAACAAGAUAAAAUAGUAUGGCGUUACAGGAAAGAUACUGGCAUGGAUAGAGGAAUGGCUGACAGGCAGGAGGCAACGUGGGAAUAAAAGGGGUCUUUUCUGAUUGGCUGCCAGUGUUUCUCAGGGGUCAGUAUUGAGACUUACUUUUCACAUUUUUGUCAGUGACGGCUUUGUGCCAAAGUUUGUGGAUGAUACGAAGAUAGGUGGAGGGGUAGGUAGUGCUGAGAAAGCAAUGAGAUUACAGCAGGACUUGGACAAACUGGAAGAAUGGGCAAAAAAAAGUGGCAGAUAGAAUACAGUGUUGGGAAACGUAUGACAAUGCAUUUUGUUUAAAAGGAAAUUUAGUACAGUCUAUUAUCUAAAUGGGGAGAAGGUUGUAACAUCAGAGGUACAGAGAAACAUAAGAGUCCUCGUGCAAGACCCAGAAAGUUAAUUUACAGGUUGAGUCUGUGGUAAAAAAAAGGCAAAUGCAAUGUUGGCAUUUAUUUCAAGGGGAAUAGAAUAUAAAAGCAGGGAGAUAAUGCUGAGGCUUUAUAAGACAUUUGUCAGGCUGCACCUGGAAUAUUGUCAACAAUUUUGGGCCGAAUCUCAGAAAGAAUGGUUGUUAUUGAGAGAGUCCAGAACAGGUUCAUGAGGAUGAUUCUGGGUAUGAAGGGGUUAACACGUGAGUGUUUGGCAGUUUUGGGCCUGUGCUCACUGGAAUUCAAAAGAAUGUGUGGGAUCUCAUUAAAACCUACCGAAUGUUGAAAGGAUUAGACAAGGAUGUAGAGAGGAUGUUUCCUCUGGUGGGGGUAUGCAGAACUAGAGAACACAGCCUCAAAACUGAAGGGUGAUCUUUUGGAACAAAGGUAAGGAGGAAUUUUUUUAGUCGGAGCAGUGGGUAUAUAUACGUAUAUAUAAGGCAGAAGUUGAUAAUUUCCUGAUGAGUCAGGGUAUCAAGGAUAUGAUGAGAAGACAGGUGUUUGGGGUUGACUGAGAUCUGGGAUCAGCCAUGAUGGAAUGGUUGUAUAUGUUGACAUAUAUGUACUUACAUAAGUACUUAAUAAAUUUACUUCGAAGUUUGAAGGUUUGUGGACAAAUGUGCAUAUUUCCAUGUUGUAUCUUUAACUUUUAAGAUUCAUUCCCUUGUGAAUGAAUUAAUCGUAACAAGAUUAUUGGAAGGAGUCAGUGGAGGGUGCUGAAUGUUUGGAUUAUUUAAAUCUACUUCAACGGCCUUACCAAUUAUGUAUGCAGUAGCUCUGGACCUGCGGAUCUUUGCAAAUAAUGCUGACCAACAGUUAGGCAAGAAAGGGAAGGGCAAGAUGGGAGAUACGCUGGAGAAAGCUGCAGAACUACUGAUGAGCUGUUUCCGGAUCUGCGCCAGUGACAACCGUGCUGGAAUCGAUGACUCUAAGAAAUGGGGAAUGCUAUUUCUCGUCAAUCAGCUGUUCAAGAUAUACUUUAAGAUCAAUAAACUCCAUUUGUGCAAGCCUUUAAUCCGAGCAAUUGAUAGUUCCAACUUGAAGGAUGAGUACAGUAUGGCACAGAGGGUGACGUACAAGUACUAUGUUGGGAGGAAAGCCAUGUUCGACAGUGAUUUUAAGCAAGCCGAAGAAUAUCUCUCAUUUGCUUUUCGGCAUUGUCACAAGACCACCCAGAAAAAUAAGCGGAUGAUCUUGAUUUACUUGCUACCUGUGAAGAUGCUUCUUGGCCACAUGCCAACAGUACUGCUACUGCGAAAAUAUGAUCUCCUGCAGUUUUCAGAUGUCACCAAGGCAGUUGGUGAAGGGAACCUUCUGCUCCUGAAUGAAGCUUUGUCAAAACAUGAAGCUUUCUUCAUUCGCUGUGGAAUCUUUCUGAUACUUGAGAAACUAAAGAUAAUCACAUACAGAAACCUUUUCAAGAAAGUGUAUUUAUUACUUCGAACACAUCAACUGCCUCUUGAUGCAUUCCUGGUUGCUCUUAAAUUCAUGCAAGUGGAGGAUGUUGAUAUUGAUGAAGUCCAGUGUAUUUUAGCAAACCUCAUCUACAUGGGACACAUUAAGGGUUACAUCUCUCACCAACAUCAGAAGCUUGUGGUCAGUAAACAGAACCCUUUCCCUCCUCUGUCCUCUGUGUGUUAACUAACUGAGGCCAGACAUCCAUGUAUUCUCAUUCCCAGCAAUUCCUGAACGCAUGGUGGUUGCUAGUGGUCUCAUUAUCAGCAGCUGAAUUUAAAGCUGAGGGUACUGAGAAUUCAUAGCCAGUCUUGGUUGUAUAUCUCCUGAUAAUUAGCUUGAAGUAAUUUUGUAUGUCUCAUUAAGGAUGCAAGUAUAAAGCAAAAGUAUAUUUUGUUACCAUGUUAAAUGUCACAGACGCUGUAAUAAACUUUUUAAAUAAAGCAUGGCUUUUGUCUUA